AAGCGGGUUUUAAAAAUACCCCGCUUAAAAAUCUGGACUUUUGCUAUAAAUGUCUGGAAAUUCCAAAUUCCAUUUACAUUAGUGUAUUUCAUGCUAAAUGACACGACAGACAAGAAGGCAAGCUUUCUGGGUGCCGUGUUGAUUAAUUUUGUUGUUUGUUGCAAUGACAGAGGCGUGUGAUCAGAUCAAGCGAUGGUGGGAAUUGGGGUUUAGGGGGACAAGGCAAUGGGGGUUUUUUUCUAUUGCUGUUGUGGAAUCCAGGCCUUUUUUUUAAUUUUUUUCGGGCGCGCGUUCAUAACGCGAGGAGACGUUCAUCAGGUGUUUGUCCAAACCAAAAAAAAGAAAGGAAAAAGAGAGAUUGGGCUUUUGAUUAUUUCUCUAUUCUUUAAUUUAUUGAAUUUUUCCGUUUAUAAUUUCCAUAGACUUUUUAUUUCCUCUUUUUUUGUUAUCACCUCAAUACAGCAAUGCAAAAUAACCAGGGCGCGCCAAACCACAACAUCGAGUCAGGCGCCGACCAGGCCAAUGACGGCUCAGGGCUGGGCAAAUUCAAUCUGAACGAUAACAACUACCACCCGCAAACGAUCGCCAGCGCGGUAGCCGCC
Messenger RNA from Kickxella alabastrina, 602 nucleotides. RefSeq lists its product as uncharacterized. Lineage: Eukaryota; Fungi; Kickxellomycota; Kickxellomycetes; Kickxellales; Kickxellaceae. The transcript has a single exon. The record is from RefSeq and is a predicted model, not a curated record. The coding region runs from base 226 to 555 and encodes 109 amino acids.